AUGCUGCCAGUCCGGCCACACGCGGCUGCUAUGCAUUUGUUGGCCAGUCCAGGACCGUCUCGGGAAGCUCUGCUGCAGUGGUACGAUGGAGUUCAUGCGGUCCGAGGCAUGCCCUGGCGGAAGCCCUAUCAAGACUCGUGGGAUGCAGAAGAGAAGGCCCAGCGAGCGUACGAGGUUUGGGUUUCGGAGAUCAUGCUCCAGCAAACGCAAGUUGCCACCGUGAUACCUUAUUAUAAUAAGUGGAUGGAGAGGUUCCCCACCAUUCGCGCCUUGGCAGCAUCCGAUAUAGAUACCGUGAACGGACUGUGGAAAGGUCUGGGGUACUACUCGAGAGCCGCCCGCCUGCUAAGCGGCGCGCAGAAAGCCGUCGAGGAGUUUGGUGGCCGCCUCCCGGAUAACGCCCAAGACAUGGAAUCAAAGAUCCCCGGCAUCGGACGCUACAGCGCCGGCGCCAUAUGCUCCAUUGCGUACAGCCAGUGUGUCCCUGUGCUCGAUGGGAAUGUGCACCGGCUCAUGAGCCGCUUACUAGCGCUGCACGCUCCGCCGAAGGCGAAGCAGACGUUGGACGUCCUCUGGGCGGGUGCGAGCGCCUUCGUAAAAGAUGCCGAACGCCCAGGUGAUGUGAACCAGGCGCUGAUAGAACUUGGAUCAACCGUCUGCAAGGUACGCGACCCAGCGUGUACUUCCUGCCCGCUGCAGCCGUGGUGCGGCGCAUACGAGCAGCAGGCGUGCGCGGGAACGCACGACGAGGGUGCAAAAGAUGCGACGUCCUCCGCUGGUCAUGCGGUCCCGGACAUCGAGGAGCUCUGCACCCUGUGCGAGCCCCUCCCGGCGGGCUCGCCGGUGACCGCGUAUCCCAUGAAGGCGGAGAAGAAAAAGGCGCGUGAAGAGCUCGACAUAGUGAACGUUAUCGAGUGGCGCAAGCACGCCGCGAAGGGCGGGCGCUGGUUCCUGCUCGUCCGGCGUCCGGAAGGAGGGCUUCUCGCCGGCCUGCACGAAUUUCCCACCGCACCAAACGUCCCCGUGACCACCCCGUCGACGUCUGCGCACAUCGAGAUAGCAGAUUCGCUCCUCGCUGCGCUUCUCGCCUCUCCGCCGCCCCCUGCCGCAAAAUCGGAUGGCCAGACCGCUCGACGCACCGCUGCUCCCCCUGCCCCUGCUGCCCCAGCACGCACCCCUCGCCCGCUGCGGGUGGCGAAGAUCGUGCCCGCCGGUGACGUGCUGCACAUAUUCUCUCAUAUCAGGAAGACGUACCGCGUGCAGUGGGUCGUGCUAGAAGGGGGCGCCAGCGAGGAGCCCCCGGCCCUAGUGCAGGAGCCUGAUUUCACGCUAUUCGGAGCCGCUGCGCCCAGCACCUCUAAAGGUAAGGCUCCCCCGAAGACGCGCAAGGGCUCGUCCGACAGAUCUCGCGGAAAAAUUUCGCCAGCGGCUUCGUCUCGCCCCCAGGGCUCGCUGUGGGUUCCUAUGGAGGCUGUAGCCGACACCAAUAUCGGCACUGGCGUAAUGAAGAUCUGGCGGCAAGUCCGUGCGCUCUGGGACGACGCGGAAAGCGACGACCACAGUGAUUAA
Messenger RNA from Trametes versicolor FP-101664 SS1, 1569 nucleotides. Its product is annotated as DNA glycosylase. The record is from RefSeq and is a predicted model, not a curated record. Gene Ontology annotation, cellular component: nucleus. NCBI's taxonomy places the organism in Eukaryota, Fungi, Basidiomycota, Agaricomycetes, Polyporales, Polyporaceae. Gene Ontology annotation, biological process: base-excision repair; mismatch repair. Bases 1 to 1569 code for a protein of 522 amino acids. Gene Ontology annotation, molecular function: adenine/guanine mispair binding; 4 iron, 4 sulfur cluster binding; 8-oxo-7,8-dihydroguanine DNA N-glycosylase activity. The transcript has 8 exons.